Molecule: messenger RNA, 4004 nt
Organism: Ixodes scapularis (black-legged tick)
Lineage: Eukaryota; Metazoa; Arthropoda; Arachnida; Ixodida; Ixodidae
Gene: Sec3
Product: exocyst complex component 1
Exons: 5
Coding region: 140-2692 (850 amino acids)
Biological process (GO): Golgi to plasma membrane transport; exocytosis
Cellular component (GO): plasma membrane; exocyst
Molecular function (GO): phosphatidylinositol-4,5-bisphosphate binding
Source: RefSeq, a predicted model, not a curated record
AAACCGACCAGAAAGAUAAACAAAAAAAGCAGGGAAACGCUGGGAAACGCCUUCUAUUGCAACCCAAACCGGCGAGGUACCUGUGAGAGAGAAAAAAAAAAAGCUAUUAGGAGCUUCAUCGUCCGCAGUCCAGAAAAGCAUGGCUGCGACGCGACACUCGCUCCAAUGCGAGCUGUUCCGUCCGAACGAUGAACGGCUCGUCGACUUCGUGAACGUGGUGAAGGCGACCAAGAAAAAAAAGAUGAGUCUCCUGUGCGCCGUGGUGAGCACCGACAAACCGGUGCGCGUCACCAUCUGCCAGGUGAAGAGCAGCGACCGCGACCUGUACAAGAAGAAGAACAGCUGGUCGCUCAGAGACCUCAGGUUAGUGGACGCCCGCAAAGAAGACACCGCCGAGUUCGACCUCCACUUCGACAAAGUUUACAAAUGGCAGGCGGUGAGCGUCCAAGAACGGAACGACUUCCUGCGCUGCCUGUACAGACUCUGCGCACACUACGCGCCCCACCAGCAGCGACCGCGGUUCGAGCACGUCCCCAAGAGCGUCCUCGAAGAAGAUGACGCCGCCUCGAGGGUCGUCGUGCCGGACAAGGCGACCGGCGGCGAUGACGUCGACGACUAUCAAGCACUGACGGCGCGGGAAGAGAGCGACCUGGAAAGCCUGAUGGCUAAGUACGAGUUCGCCAUCAACAACGCCGAGGCCUUCACCGAGCAGCUCGCGCGAGAACUGGCCACCCUAGAUGCCUCGAACGUCUACACCAUCAUGGAGUCGGAGCGGCGGGUUCAGGGACUGAUGGAAAUGACGCAGGCGUCGCUCGACCAAGUCAGCAAGCUGGAGCGCCGCUUAGACGCGUACGACCACCUGCUCCGGACUGUGAGGGACAGCGUUCUCCGGAUGGAGGAAAAAGACGCGGUGAUCCACGUCCAGAACGAAAACAAUGCGCGACUAUUGGCUGAGCUGGAGGGGCUCGUCAGCCAAUUGGACCUCGCACAUGGCCACCAGAUGGCACUGCUGAAUGGGGACCUGCGAACGCAAGACGGCAUCCGCGCCUGCACGGCCGCCGCACGCGCUUUGGAGGAUGCCUGCUCAGCAAACACGCACCCCGGGCUUUCCAAGAUGGCUGCUGUCCAGGAGCAGACGAAGCUCCUUGAGAAGCUGAGGGACAAGUUCAGCACGAGUUUGUCACAUACGCUCAAUAAGCUCUUCCUCCGUCUUGCCUCUGAGACGGCCCCUCCGGCUGAACUAACCUUGGUCAAGCAUUCCGGCUGUCAUAACGAAUUGAGGCCAUACUCGGACCUCAUGCGUUGGCUUUCAAGGGCCGACGCAUCGCGGUUUCAGUCUCUCCAGCAGCUUUACAUCUCCACCAUGGGAAAGUUGUACGAACGGGAGUUGAGGACCUUCUUUGAGCAGGCACGAGACCGGUUGUCUUCCAAGACUGCUACAUUGGAUCGCCGUGGCACCUGGAGUUCCCCUAGCAGUGGUUCUAACCAGGACCUCUCGGCAAUAGAGGCCGCCGAGAACCGGGAUCGCUUCGACUCUGUCCUCGAGCGCAUCUUGAGCAUGCUGGAGCCCGUCUGCUUGGCCGAGCAACAGUUCUGUGCUGCUUUCUUUGGCCUGGCGUCGCCACGUAUUCAUCCGUCUGCAAGCGGGCAGACAGCGUCAGCACUGAUGGCUGCUGGUCCCGCCCGUGCCUCUUCGGACGAGACUUUGGCUUCGGUGCAUCGCAAGGAGCGUCAGCUCAAUGAGGAACUGCGGAAGAUGAUGGCACUUUUGUUUCCUGCUCUGGAGUCCGAGUUGCAGAGUUUUCUGGAGACUUACGACCGAAUGGACGGUGCAUACUCGAUGCAUCUUCUGGUGCGUCUCAACCAGCACGUGAUGUCUGCCCAGGACACGGGAUCCUUCCUUAGCAUGGCAUUUGGAACUGUGGUGGUGCAGGCCAAACGGAACUUCGACCGAUUUAUGGCUGACAAGGUGAGAUCAAUAGAGGAGGCCAAGGCUCCCAAGAAGUCCAAGUGCGGCAUCCUGCCGUUCAUCAGCCAGUUUGAGGAGUUUGCCCAGCAGGCAGAGGCAGUCUUCCGGGGCUCCGAUCGCAGGGCGGACCUUGACAAGUGGUACACACGUCUGGUGCGCGCCAUGUUCGAGGCCAUUGGGCGCCUUGCUUCCGACCACCAGCGCACACCUCCCGAGGUGGUGCGCAUGGAGAACUUCCACCACCUGUUCACGCUGCUGUACCAGCUGAAGAUUGCCUGCCUCGAGCCAGAGCGAAAGGAGGCCAAGCAGCGCUACUCGGAAGCGCUCCAGGCGUACGUGACCCACUACUUUGGUCGCCCGCUCGACAAGCUGAACCUCUUCUUCGAGGGCGUACAAGGAAAGGUGGCCCAGGGCGUGAAGGAGGAGGAGGUGGGCUACCAGCUGGCCUUCAGCAAGCAGGAGCUGCGCAAGGUCAUCCGGGAGUACCCAGGCAAGGAGGUAAAGCGGGGACUGGAGGCGCUCUACCGCAAGGUGGAGAAGCACCUGUGCGAGGAGGAGAGCCUACUGCAGGUGGUGUGGCAUUCGAUGCAGGACGAGUUCAUCCGCCAGUACAAGUCACUCGAGGCGCUAGUCCAGCGGUGCUACCCGGGGUCCAUGAUCACCCUGGAGUUCACCAUCAACGACAUCCUCGCCUUUUUCUCGGACAUCGCACGCUCACACUAGCAUACUUCGAUUGAACACCGGUGUUGUAGACAGACCUACGCGAUCAAGUAGUGGACUGCUGCAGACAUUCUUGGGUAAAGUUGUGCAUAUUCUUUUUCGGCUCAAACAAAUUCUGGCAAAUGACGUGAACCAUAAGGUCCAAUUAUGCACCAAACGUCUGCUUUCUGUCCUUGCAACUGGACUAUGCUCCCGACGUUUAAACGGUUCGGAUGACUCUCGACAUUUGCCUCAGUCCACUUUAAGGUAAAAAAGAUGUAUAUACUUGCGGCGGGACAAUACCACCGAGAAGACAAGGCCUGUGCAUGACGCCGUCGCUAGUGAAUCCCCAACCCACCUGGAGUGGCAAACACGCUAGAGCUCGACGACAGAUGCCACAAAGGGGCAGACGAGUUCGUCCUGACGUCGCUGCAUGCUAGCAUUGUGCUGGUUGCGAGAAAGUCGGGAGGCAUUGCAUGAAUCCACUAGUGAUGGGGGGGGGGGGAAAGACCUUGUCUUCUAGGUGGUAAGGAGCGAGAGUGGCUUUUGGACCAUAUAUGGAUAGGCCAGUUUACACAAAGUGCCUUAAAGAACAAGCUAUAACUAGUGUUGAGUUUAUGUUUGGGAGGCCGACAGAGAUUCUAGUUUCUCCGUGCAGACUUCCUCCGAUACGUCCAACAAACUUUUGCGCCGAGGGAAGGCGCAUGCAGGGUGGUGUCGAUAUAAUGUGAUAACAGCAGGCUCGUUCGAUUUUCCCGUGCCAGCCUGCACCGUUGCAGGAAAGUGCAGGAUAGUGUACUUCCGGUAGGUUUUUAAGAUUGGCUGCGCUUGCAAGUCAGAUCUGGUGGCACGCGCGAAGGAGUUGCGGGGAAAUCGAUCGAGCCGCUUUCGUUUAUGCGCAUGGUGGCUUACGUUCUAGCUUUUGUUUGUUUGCUUUUUUUUUAGUAUGCAAAUAUUUUGCUUGUGAAACAGGAUAGAGCAGAGUUAUAAUCAGCUCAUCAGUUGGUCCCCAUAGAUGUGACAGAAGUGUACAAUGCUACCCGGUAAACAUCAUACCGUUUUACUUACCUAACGAAGAUAAUGACGUUAAUAAUCCCCGGAGAAGGGGAUUAUUAUUGUCAUUCUUUUCCAGCUCGCUUGCACCUUUGCAAUAAUUGCAUUAUCACCUUACUUACCUAGCUUCUUUGAUGAUUGCAGUGCUCGUUUUGUUGCAUUUUUAUCUAUAUUAUUUGUCGAGAGGAAGAGCCUGUGACGUGGACAUUUAUAGGAUGUUCGGAAUGAAGCAUUAUUAAUAAGAGUUUGUUUAUUUAAGGUUGUAAAUAAAGGUUCCCACUGA